AUGACGACAAUUACUCAAAAAGUCACGAUUGCAAAGACCACGAUCACGGCAAAGGCCUCUGGAUCCGGUAAUUCUAUUGGCAAAUCUGUGGUUACCAUAGCCAAAACUACGGUUACCCUCAAGCCUACUGCUCCGGCGAAGACCUUGACAAUUGCAAAAACGACCAUCACGGCGAACAACCAAAAUGCCAAACCAACCACAGUGUUUAGAACCACGACACUAAGUGCAGUCGGGUCGCCUCAGAAGACUAUCACUAUUGCAAAAACCACCAUCACCGCCAAAGCGUCCGGAGCCACAAAAGCAUCGACUGCAUCGAUCAAGACCGUGACCAGCAUCAAGACAGUCGACUCCCCUCAGAAGACCGUCACUGUCGCGAAAACUACGGUAACUGCUAGAGUCUCCAGCACCGCCAAAGCAUCGAGCGCGGCUCAUAUCGUCUCUACCAGAACUGUAACGAGUGUAAAGACGGUUGGCGCUCAAACCACUGCUACCAAGGUGGUGACCUUCUAUCCUUCAAUCAUCACAAUCACCAACACUCUGACACAGGCUGGUACAACGCCCGCGACUACUGCAACUACAGUAAUCACCCUCAAGUCGAGCUCAGGAUCGAGCUCUGUAUUCAAGUCGAGCUCGGUAACCAAGUCAAACUCGAAAGCAAGCACCUCAACCCAAAGACCGCGGUCGGCGUCUCAUACGCCUCCACUAGUGCUGCAGCUUCCCCAGUUCCUGCAUCAUCAACAUCCGAUCCGAGAUCGACCUGUUCCCUGGCGCCUCUCAAUACCCCUUCUGCCACCGUCACCGUAG
Molecule: messenger RNA, 804 nt
Organism: Aureobasidium uvarum
Lineage: Eukaryota; Fungi; Ascomycota; Dothideomycetes; Dothideales; Saccotheciaceae
Source: the annotation of a GenBank genome assembly